Haliotis rubra (blacklip abalone) is the source of this 1899-nucleotide messenger RNA. Its product is annotated as leucine-rich repeat-containing protein 74B-like. Lineage: Eukaryota; Metazoa; Mollusca; Gastropoda; Lepetellida; Haliotidae. Gene Ontology annotation, molecular function: protein binding; calcium ion binding. Bases 67 to 1899 code for a protein of 610 amino acids. The transcript has 12 exons. The record is from RefSeq and is a predicted model, not a curated record.
CCAGGAAUCAGACCGGAACAUGGACAGCCCGACCUCUGAGGCUUCCUUGGCGAGACGGUUGCCCGGAUGAUGGAUCGGGAGAAGACGUUCUUGACGGAAAUUGGCGAGGACAAACCGGCUAGCAGACGAGGCAGUGACUUUGAUGGAUCGGGAAGUAGCGAUGACGACGACUUUGCUGAUGACGUCAGUGACUUCGACGAAAACCACAACAGUGACUUUCGGCGGCGUGGACGAAGGAAAUCAACACCCUUUGAGUUUGAUAUCGACGCUGAUUUCAAUUUCGAUCAAGACGACGAAGAGGAUAUUCGACGUCGCUCGAAGAAACGGAAGAUUACGACCGAGAUCGUGUACUCCAAGGCGUGUGAGAAUUGUCGCCUGCCGCCCUGUGGGGCCUUCAGAGACCAGGCGACUAAGGUCUCCGUCUGUCUCCGGGGUAUGCAUCUUGGGCCCAAGGAGAUCAAGCCCAUAGCUAUAGCGUUAGUGAAAGACCGAACUAUCGUGGAGCUUGACCUGUCGGACAACAACAUGGGCCCUAUGGGGGUGAUGUAUAUAGCGGAGAUGAUGCAGGCUAACAGAUACCUUCUUGAACUGAAUCUCUCGCAGACUAAUCCCCGUCGAAGCGGCCUGAACGCGCUGGCAGAGACACUGAGAUUAAACAACUCUAUACGUUUACUCAAACUAGAAGAAAACGACAUCGACCAUACAGAUGCAUCUCACAUCGCCAGCAUUAUCAAGGUAGGCGCUUAUAAGUCUAAGGGAGGUGCCUGUGUUCUAUUCCAGUCGUGCCCUAAGCUUCAGGAAUUAUACCUGGGACACAACAGACUUGGGGCAGCGGGAGGGAAAGUCAUCGCAGAAGCUCUGAUCACAAGCACUGGGCUCCGUACACUGGACCUGCAGUGGAAUCACUUGAGACGCGAGAGUGCCGUGGAGCUUAGCAAGGCUUUGGCGAAAAACCAAGGCUUGAAAUUGCUGAACGUUGCGUGGAAUGGUUUUGCCAAGGAGGGAUGUCUAGCAUUAGCCAAAGCCCUGAAGGUCAAUACGUCACUACAAGAGCUGGACCUUACGUGCAAUAGAAUCGACUACCAGUCUCUCAGCUUCCUGGCUCACGGGCUGGUGCUCAACAAGGGUCUCCAAACAGUCAAGCUGGGACACAACCCCAUGACGACAGAGGGCGCUAACCAGCUCCUGAAGGCGAUAGCGGACUGUAAGGAGUCGAACUUGAGGGAGCUGUCUCUAGAAGACAUUGCUGUCGAUCGUGAGUUCAUGGAAACCAUGAAGGCCAUCCAGGACACCCGGAACCUCAAGGUCAUCCACGGUCACGAGAUGAAGCUGGCCACUGGCUCGGUGUCACGUGACCAUGACGGAACCAGCCUGCAGCGGUGGGAACCCACACUGGUUCUGUUUGAGUACAUGAAAAUGGACAACCUUCGUCUGAUUGAUAUGUUCAAAAGUUUCGACGUUAAGAAGAGAGACAAGUUGUCCCGCUCUAACAUUAAAGAUGGCAUCAAUACGCUGAAAAUUCCCUUCACGGAACAUAUGUUGGACGAGAUUAUGGAGAAGCUGGAUGUGAACAAAGAUGGCGUGAUAGACUUGGAAGAGAUGAUGAAAGGAGCCAAAGAAAUGUCCCGCUACGUCAACCAGCGAACGUUGAAGGCCAAGGCCAAGAAGCGAGAGGACAUGGGCCUUGUUACUCUGAGACAGACGCUGAAGAAGAUCAUCAAGAAACGUCAGGAAGAGCAGGACCAAGCAGCACAGAACGCCAGCAAGGACAGACGGAACAGUAUGAUGGCGCAGAGUGGACUGCCAGCCUUGGCGGGUAUCGUGCGUAAAAUGCAAAUCAAAGAAGGCAACAGGAGUCAGUGUGCAAGAUCCCGCUGUGGCCGAGGUGGACGACGUUGA